Megachile rotundata (alfalfa leafcutting bee) is the source of this 5614-nucleotide messenger RNA. It is a transcript of the gene HPS4, whose product is annotated as Hermansky-Pudlak syndrome 4 protein. Gene Ontology annotation, molecular function: guanyl-nucleotide exchange factor activity; small GTPase binding. The record is from RefSeq and is a predicted model, not a curated record. Lineage: Eukaryota; Metazoa; Arthropoda; Insecta; Hymenoptera; Megachilidae. Gene Ontology annotation, cellular component: cytoplasmic vesicle; lysosomal membrane; BLOC-3 complex. Gene Ontology annotation, biological process: protein targeting; vesicle-mediated transport; melanosome assembly.
CUAAUGUAAUCUAACCCAACCUAUACAUUCAUAGUUUACGGUGCAAUUAUAAGAAUUUUUGAAAAGUUAUGUAGGUUCAUAAAGGUGCCCUCAUCAGUCACCAUUGCGUAUACCGGCUAGGUACGGCAUUGGCAGCAAGCUGUGACGUCGCUGACGCAUGCGCAUAAAGCUCUCGCGUGAGAAAAUCUCACGACUGCCCAACACUGGCGUGAAUGUGGCUGCGCGUUGUCUUCGGUUAUAAAGUGUGCUAACGUGCUAACCAAUCGGAGCUAGUUCGUACAGGAUGAAGAAAUGUUCAUUAGGUGUCGAGCGUCAGUCAAGCAUGUUCUUCCAUUUUUGAUUGAACAUAUACUAGUUUAUUUUACUUACUUUUUAAUGCUGAAAAGAAAAGGAAAUGAACUCGGAUUUAUAAUACUUUUUACGGGAUGUAAUAAUGCAACUGUAAGGAUUCCUAUGGAGAAUUACCCUAAUUAAUAAAAUAUGUAAGUAUAAUAGAUAUUGUGAGAUUGGUGAGCAAGGUAUAAAAACUUUUUUAACAAAUAAGUUGUUAGAAAAUUCCUAUCAAAAGUAUAAAUUUAAUUGAAUACUGUAAAAGAAUUUAUGGAUAUGAUACAGAAUAUGAGGUAUUGUAUUUUGUAAUAUAAGUUUAAAAUCUAGUUAUAUGUUAUUAAAUAAUAGGUUUUUAGAAGUUUGGAUAUGAUUCUGGGUAUUGCAUACUUAGGUUAAGAUAUAAAAUUUAUUAUUUUAAGAAAUAUGAAACAAUAAAUUAAAAUAUGGAUAUUUUUAUGGUAUUGCAAGAAAUAACAUGGAUAUGAUACAAUUGAUUGCAUUCUUAAACUGUAGUUUAAUAUUUAAAAUUUAAUUUUUUUAGCAGAGUAGCUUUUUUUAAAAAUGAGGAUUAUGGAUAUGUAUUGCAAAAAUAUGGAUAUGAUACAAAGUAUGUUGCUGAUUAUGUUUUACAUCUUAUAUUUUUUGUCAAAGUUGGAUAUGAUUCAGAGUAUUGAAUUUUUCAAUUAACGUUUAGAAUUCAUUAUUUAAAAGAAACAUAGGUGAAUAUAUGGAUAUUACUGAGAGUAUUGCAUUAAAUAAUAUGGAUAUGAUACAUUGUAUUGCAAUUUUGAAUAUGUAUAUGGAUUAUGACAGAGUAUUGCAAAAAGAACUAUGGAUAUGAUACAAAUUGUAUUGCACUUCCUAUUACAAGUUAGAGACUAAACAUAUUUUAUUACUUAAAAUUUCUUUUCAUGCCAAAAGGUUGGAUAUGGUUCAGAGUAUUGCAUUUUUCAAUUAUAAUUAGGUCAGGUUAAUAAUUAAAAUAUUUCUAUGAGUAUUGCAAAACAAUAUGGAUAUAAUACUAUGUAUUGUAGUUUUUAUCAUAUAGAAUAUGAAUGAGUAUUGUGAAAAAGAUAUGGAUAUGAUAAAAUGUAUUGCUUUUUCUAAAAGUUGGAUGUGAUUCAGAGUAUUGCAUUUUAAAUUGUAGAUAUAAGUUAUUACAGCUGUGUAUUAAUGUAAAUCAAUAAAUAACUGAGUUAUAAUUGAAUAUUGUUUUCAGGUAUAUGAUAAAUGUUUUCUUCAAAUAGAUAACAGCAGAUGUUCUGGAUGUAUAAUUAAGUAAGGUUUGACUUACUUUAACUAAACAUUGUACUUACUUUUAAAUAUGUGUAUUAUAUAUUCUGCUUUCUAUGUAUUUUUGUAAAUAAAAUUUGUUGUAUUAUGUGAAUUGCGUUUUACUAUGUAAUGGAUUGUAUAAUAAAAAUACUAUAAAAAUAAAGGAAGUUAGGUCGAAAGUUAGGUUAACUUAGGAAAGGGUAUUUCCUAAUAAAAGUACAGUUUCAAAAACGUGUAGUUCAUCCCGCUCGCCGAAGAGAUGGCGCCAAUUGUUCCAUUUUCAUGAAAUUUCAAUAAUAGCACCGCUCGUCGGUAGAUAGCGUCGUCAAUUCCUUCCGGUUAAAGUGGGUAAAAAUACACAUUUUAAAAAAUAUAAGGAAAGAAUCUGUACCAGUGGCUGCUAUUUUCCGCAGAGAAGACAAAUUUGCACUGAAUGUACAUUCGCUCGUUACAUAUCGUAACAAAAAUCUGUUUUUCCUUGACCUAAUCGAUAUGGAAGAAAACUUCAGGACCACCUUAUACUCUUGCAUUACAAAAAUGCAUUAAAUGAGUGGUCUAUCCUAUAUCUUGUCUGUGGUUGUAUACAAAGAAGAUCGAUAUCAGCAUGGCGGUAAAGGAGCGGCUCUGUUCAGUGUGAUUGAAAAUCAAGAUUAUUAUGGCUCAGAUUUUAUAUUACAUAACAGGAAAGUGCAUUUCCACCGAAGUGCAUUUUUCACGACACUCAGUAUCAUCUUGAGCUACUGUAAGAGCUUAGCGGAAAAGUCGGUAUUAAAUUUGUUAUAACGAGUGAGAAAACCGAGACAAUUUGACAUUUGAUAAUUGGAAAUUGAAGUCCCAACCUCGACAUACCGAACCGUAAACAGUCACCAUGGCAAAACCUCUUAGUAUAUCAGAAUCAUAGCAAGUUAUAGACAUUAAUAUUAUGUCUGUGAUUUUGUAAAAAUGAAAAUUGGUAAAUUUUCACAAUUGCAUAUAGAACAUUUUUAUCAAUUAUUUCAGGAGAAAUGAUGAUAGUGUUUGUUUACGACACUGCAAGGUGUUGUAAAGAAGAUGAUGAUCCUGCCGAGGCAGUUAUGUAUUUCCAUCCAGCAUGGGUAUCUCUUACUCAAAGACUAGCUUUAGCAGGUCAAUUGAUGGCUGUUAAUCAGUUUCUUACCUCUUCUUUUUCUGCUCCAAAAUCAAUUACAUUACAGGGUGGAAAAUUUGUGUUAAAAAAAUUUGGCCAGUAUGUACUUGCAGUAGGAACUGAUAGGAAUAUUCAUGAUUGGGUUCUAGAAAGGCGUGCAAAUACAUUGGAAUCAUUAUUACAAUUUUUCCAUUGUGAUCUCAAUAAAAUAUUAGAAUCAUUUAAUAAUGAUAGAAAUAAAUUUACCGAAAAGUUAUAUCAAAUGUUUGAAACAUAUUUGCCAAUUCUUCAAUAUAGUGCCAAUCUUUUUUCUAACAUUCCUAUUAUUAAACUUCCAAAGAGUGCUAGUAACAUAUUUUUAGAAGCAAUUCAAGUUUUACAAUAUUGUCAAGAAACUAAUGGUAUUAUGGGUGGUGCACUCUUCUAUAACAAUAAGGUAGUUGCUACUCAACUGAGUUCUGAUUUGACAAAACAAAUUGUUAUAACUGAUCCAUAUAGAAUAAAGGCCCCAGCAGAGAGAAUAUCAACUGAAUUUCAUUUACCUGUUGGAGUGCAGUUAAUGAGGGUGUACAUUGAACAAAAACAAUUCACGAAACUCUUACAAGAAGCAAAUAAUGAACGAUAUUACAGUUCUUAUUUGGAUUCUGCUGCAAAAAAGACCUUACAAAGAAAGAAUAUGUCCAAGAAUGCUAAAGAAUUACCUUUAUCUGGGAUGAAACGUGACACUUCUCGUAUUUUUACUGUACCUGAAGAAGGAGAAUUAGAUUCAUCACAGUAUAAUGAUAAUAGCCAUUAUGUAUCUUCCGUUCCACUUACAACUUACAAUUCUCCAGUUAAGCGCAAACAGGAAAGUAAAUCAGACCGUCCUAAGUGUGCAAAUCCUUUAACUCCAAGUGUUUGUUCUACGCCUUUAAAAGAUAUUAAUAGAGUGUUGCAUGGCAAUGUCAUGUUAAUAUGUAACACGAACGAGGAAGCAAAUGGUGAAACAGAAGAAGAAAAGAAAGAAGUGAGAACAAAUGUUGAUGACAUUCCAGAUGUUGUUAAAGAAGCACUUAGAUGUAAACGUUUAAAUAAAUUACGAAACGAAACGCCAAAAGAAAAACUAGUUAAAAGGAAAGAAUUCAGUAAAAAAAGUUUAAGCAUGCAUGAUUUAGAAUCAUCUACAAAUUUUUACACUAAUCGAAUAUCAGUUAGAACGUACGGACUAGGUUUACCGCAGACGAAAGCCAGUAUGUCUCCUGAAUCUUCCCCUCGAAGGAGACCUAUGCAUAGGAGACAGUUUCAUACAAUUACUGAUCCUUGUUAUCCUGUAUUUCGAUGUGAUGGAUUGCCAGCAUCUCAAUCUCUGUACGAGCAAUACAUAUCUUCGCAUUAUGAAGAACUUAAAGACGAUCAAAACUAUUUAGUAAAUCACAACGACUUUUUAGUAAGUUUAACAAAAAAUUGUGAUGCGAAGAAUAUGACUAACAACUGUGAUACAAUAACUAGUAAUAAUUCUGAAAAACCGGGUAAUUCUCGUGACAUAAAAUUAGGUGAUAAAACAAAACAGGAAACUUAUCGUAGAUCAAUGAGUCUUCCUUUAAAACCACUCAAUAUUACCGACAACGAUGAUAGACGAAAAUCAACAUCAGAAUGUGGCAACUCGUAUGAUUUUCUUCAGAAGAAAAAACUAGAUGGUCUACAAUUAACACCUCUCAUGUCCAAACUUAGUUUACUUGCUGAUGAAAGAACCAGUGGUUUUUGUAGUAGAGAAACUACUCCCAGCGAAUUUCGUGAUUUGUCUGGAUUUUCAACGACAACAAAUCAAUUGAUCAAACAAAAAUUAGAAGCAGUUAAUAAGGAAACUGGUAGUGAUGGAGAGGAUGAACUAGAAGAAGAUUGGGUAACUACAUCUAAGAAUGAAGUUUGUCUUGAGAAAACGGAAUUAUUUCUUUGUGGACAUCAAAAUAUGGUAUUAGUAUUGUUAAUGGAAAACGGAACUGCCAAUAAUCCUGAUCUUAUACAUUUUCUUUGGCAAACUUGUGUAAGUACAUUAGGAAAACUCGAAGCAAGAUUGCAGCAAUGUCUAGAACCUAUGCCGUCAAAUGAAAAUAAAGAGUUAUAUAGUAUUUUAAGUAUUGAUCCCCAAUGGGAUACGAUACAUCGUUCUGGACUUUGGGGUGUCACUGAAUUGGACAUUGUUUCUUGUCUUCAUGAUAGAUUCAAGCAUGCUAGUAACCUCACGGAUAUCAUUGUCAGAACGGAAGAUACUGUUGUUUAUGGUAACCAGUGUGGAAACAUAGAGGUAUUUUAUCAACAAGCAGUGGCUCCAAAUACCUCUGGAGGACUUCCGACUCCUGCAGAUUUAAUGGGAAUUGUAUCUCUUAAAGCAAAACGUAGACUAGAAAGAGAUCACGGGAUUGUAUUACUAUAAAUUACAAUUAUCUACAAAUAUCUACAUUACAACAUCAUUCCAGAUUAAUUUAUUUCAUUUAAUAUUGUGUUUAUUGUAUAUUAUGGCAUGCCAAAGUAAUGAUACAAUAUCACAUUUUGUACAUAUUUUUUGCGUAUAGUAAUAGGUAAAUUUUUCGAAUUUCUUAAUUAUUAUCACAGGAACAUUCUCUUCACCUUGUUACAUGAUAAUACAAGGACAUCGAAAAACGAGAAUGUAUUCCUGCAUUUAGUAAUUAGCAUGUAACAGUAGUUGAAUUUUUAUUACUAUAGUGAUAACUUUCUAAUAAUCGUGCAUAGAUAUCACGUAUACAUUUGAACGUGUAUAUAGAUAGUAUCAUAUUUAUUUAAAAUGUCCACAUCAUGAGUAAGAAACAAUGAGUUCAAAUUUUCAUAUCUUUCCAGAUAUUAAAAUGAUAAACGUUCUAUUAAUUUAAUUAACUAAUCUUACAA